AUGUCGACGUUCCUCGCAGACUCCGAGGCUCCUAUUAUCUUGCUUUCUGCCAAGAAACACUUUGAUCAAUUGCCAUCUGACGAUGCCAAAGCUUACGCUCACCACUUGUCCAGAGCUUCCCACUGGGGUACUAGAGCCGUGUUGAGAUCCGUGUCUCCAGAGAGUGAGCCAAUCUACGACUUGAUUUUGGGAGUCCACAAGGCAUUGGAUGAACCACAAUCGGAAGAAGAAUACGUGCAGAGAUUACUGUCUGUCGAUUCCAAAGUGGUGAUUCUCUACUUGGAAUAUGCCUCUCAGUUCUUGUCCAACUUGGGUAACUACAAGUCUUUCGGAGAUAAGAAGUUUGUGCCAAAGUUGUCCGCUGCUGAAUUCGAAAAAUUGGUGGCUGCUACUUCUAGCGACGAGCUUGUAAAUCUUUACAAGUCAAUUGAGUCUCCUUUGUAUGAUACUAAGUUGGCAUUGUUAGGAUGGCCAGAAAAGGGUCAGUUGUCCAAUUACUAUCCUUUCAGCACCUCCACUAUCACCAAGAGCGAGAUUGAGGCUGUUAACGCUGCUUUGGCUGUCAAGGGUAUCAUGCCUGAAAACACCAGAGUGGUUAAGAAAUCUGAGAAGGAGUUCGUGGUUCUCGUGGCCAGUGCCUUGGCUUCAAACACCACCGACUACUAUCCCAAGGAAGCACUCAAAUUAGAGAAUGAUGCACUGGUCACCAUCGAGUUUGGUGAUCACUCCAAGGAGUUUGCUGAAAUCGUGAAACACACGAGAGAAGCAGGAAAGCAUGUCUCCACCGAAACCCAGAAGAAAAUGAUUGACUUUUAUGCCGAAUCUUUUGAGACCGGCUCCAUGAACGCUCACAAGAACUCUCAGAUCCAAUGGGUUAAGGACUUGGGGCCUCUGGUUGAAUCCAAUAUCGGUUUCAUUGAGACUUACAGAGAUCCUUCUGGUGUUCGUGGUGAAUGGGAGGGAUUGGUGGCCAUGGUUAACCAGGACCGUACUGCCAAGUUCUCUACUUUGGUCAACAAUGCCUCCACAUUGAUUCCAUACCUUCCAUGGGACAAAUUGUACGAAAAGGAUGUGUUCACGCCACCAGACUUCACUUCAUUGGAAGUUUUGACUUUUGCAGGUUCAGGAGUACCUGCUGGUAUCAAUAUUCCAAACUACGAUGACGUCAGAUUGAACGUAGGCUUCAAGAACGUGUCCUUGGGUAAUGUGUUGAGUGCCAACCCAAAGAAGCCAAAGAAGGAAGAAGUUAUCAGUUUCGUAAAUGAGAAUUUGCAGGAAAAAUUCCGCAAGUGGAGAGAUGAUGCCUUCGAGGUUCAAGUCGGUUUGCAUGAGUUGUUGGGACAUGGAACUGGUAAAUUGUUGCAGGAGACUUCCCCAGGUAAGUUUAACUUCGACAAGGAUGCACACCCAGAGAUCAAGACGUACUAUGGUCCAAGCGAAACCUGGGGCUCGUUAUUCGGUGCCACUGCUGGUUCUUUCGAGGAGUGCAGAGCUGAGUUGGUCGCUUUGUAUCUCAUUUUGCACAAGCCUUCCGAAGUGUUGCCAAUUUUCGACAUCACCGACAGCCAGGAGCAGAAGGACGUUGAAUUAAUUGCAACACUCUUGAUGGCGCGUGCCGGUGUGAUCGGUCUCGAAUUCUGGGACCCAGAGUCCAAGAAAUGGGGACAGCCACACAUGCAAGCCAGAUUUGGUAUCUUCAAGUGUUUGCACAGAGCAGGAGUUGUGACGCUCAAGUACACCAAAGAAGACUACGACGACUUGGAAAUUGUUGUUGAUGAGCUGAAGUUGUCCACCACCGCCGUGGAAGCUUUGAGUGACUUCUUGCACAAGUUGCAUGUCUUCAAGACUACUGCCAACGUCAAGGAGGGUAUUGCAUUCUACAAUGACAUCACUGAGGUCACCGAGGAAUAUGCUAAGUUCAGAGAUGCUGUUCUCAGCAAGAAGUUGCCUCGCAAGCAACUCAUCCAGGCCAACACCUUUUUGAAUGAGGAUGGCACUGUUGAGGUGCGCGAGUACGAUGAAUCUGAGGUUGGCAUGAUCCAGAGUUUUGCUGACAGAAAAGUUUAA
Molecule: messenger RNA, 2067 nt
Organism: Sungouiella intermedia
Lineage: Eukaryota; Fungi; Ascomycota; Pichiomycetes; Serinales; Metschnikowiaceae
Source: the annotation of a GenBank genome assembly